CGGAAGCAAGAAUUACGAACUUUGUAAUCUCUUCAAAUUUCCAGUGACUAUUGAUUCCGAUAGGUUUUAAUUCGAUUUUCGUUUCUGCCAAGUUCUUUUAUUCAUUUUUAAUUCAAACGGAUUUAUGAUAAUUUACGUGACGUCUGCUACAGUACAUAGAUGUCACUCAUGGGGGUGUUGUUUACACUCGACUGACUGACGGAUUGACUGCGAGUGAUUUUUUUAUUAGAUGGUCUCUAUUCGAAGUUGUUAAAUUGUUGUUAUGGAGUUAAUAAGUGAAAAACUAUGCAUUCCUCCAUUGUAUAUUAGAAAAACACAACUUAAAGAUGUAUAUAUAGCAGCCUUACCCCAGAAAUGGUGUUUGUAUAUAAAGAAAAAUUUAAAGCUACCAGAUGAAUUUGAAAAUCAUGCUACUUAUUCUCCAGAUGAAGUGCAGGCCUUUCUGUGGGACUCGGAAUCUCUUAUUAGCCCAGAUUGGAUAUUAGUGUACAUAAAUGUUAUUCCUAAAUGUAAUCAUCCAGUUCUAUCCACAUCCAGCAUCCACCCAGACAUGGGACUAGAUGUGAAGGACCUCACCUACUCACAGUACCUUCACUAUGUGUCUCAGACAAACUUCAAGAACCUGUGGAAAGAGUCACAGAAAAAGUUUCCAGAAGCGUACAGGCCUUUUGCCUUGAACAGAGGUCGGCGCAGCAAUCCCAAAAAUGCAAGCUGGCAGGAAUCUCUUAGUUCACUGCUAGCGAGGGUGUUCAGCUGCCCCAUAAUUUCCUUGGAAAGUGGUCCAGUCCUCCAUCCUACUAGCCAGUCACCGAGCUGUGUUUUGCAAGCGGUUGGAGUAUUUGAAUGUUCAUCCAACUUUUUUGUGAUCACAGAACACAUUCCACACAGUGUGCACCAGUGCCUCAGUCUUAGUCCCUCGCUUCUAAGUUCAAAUAGCGUGAAGCCCAUGUUCUUGUUGUUUCAAAUGUUGCACGCCGUCAAGGAGAUGCAAGACCGAUCCCUUUUUGUCGAAGGGGUUUCGUGGCAACAUUUUUUCAUCAACGAAAGUUUGAGUCUUAAAGUUCUUCCUGCACUAGCCUCUAGUUUGAUUCCACUAGAACCCGUUCAGCCAACAAAACAGGAAGCUAGUCUUCAAGAACUGACAACGUCAUGGGUUCGAGGUUGUCUAUCAAAUUACGACUACUUAAUGGCCUUGAACGAUCUGGCUGGUCGUCAAAUUAAUAAUCCUUUCAAUCAUCCCGUUUUGCCUUGGAUUUCUGAUCUCAGUUCACCUUUCGGUAAUUGGAGAGACUUGGCCAAGUCAAAGUUUCGAUUAAACAAAGGUGAUAGACAACUGGAUCUGACAUUUGAUCCGACAACGUUUGAAGCGCCGGAAGGAAAAGAAGACGUGUUACCUUCACAAGUUCCUCACCACGUAACGGAUGUGCUUUCUGAAAUCACUUAUUAUGUUUAUCAGGCGAGACGGACGGUCCGAUCAGUUCUGUGUCGGUAUGUAAGACCCACCUGGAAUCCCUUGGAAUAUCCCACGUCUAUCGAACGGAUGCAACAGUGGACACCCGACGAAUGCAUUCCCCAGUUUUUCUCUGAUCCAUCAAUCUUCAAAUCGAUUCAUGAUGAUUUGCCGGAUUUGAGUUACCCACCCUGGGCGUCAAGUCCAGAAGAUUUCAUCACCAAACAUCGUAACGCUUUAGAAAGCCCCUACGUCUCGGAACGAUUACACCAAUGGAUUGAUUUAACUUUUGGCUUCAGAUUGUCUGGAUCAGCGGCCAUCAAGGCGAAAAAUGUCCAUCUAAGUUUGGUCGACGGACAUGUCGAUUUGAGUAGUCGAGGUGUAGUCCAACUCUUUAGUCAGCCUCAUCCUCGCAAGCUUCUUCCAUCUCCCUAUGUUGGACGAAGUCCUCCACGUUUGCCUCCAGCUGAAGAACAACUCUCUUUACCACUGGACUACAAUCCUGUGGGUCUCCUGAGGCAAUUGGAAACUGUCAGUCACUUCUACGGCUCAACAGCUCCUGAUUCUCAGGAGUUGGCCAUUACAACGGUAGCCGGUCGACGCCAACGUGAUCUCCAGUGGCUAGUGACGUUGGCCAUGGAACUCUUCAUUCCACAGCGCUUCCGUCUUAUACGAUUAAGCGCCAAACUGGAAGAACGAUGGCAAAUAUGUCAAGACAUUGUCCGUUUCGAUCGACAUUUAUUGCCCCGUAGUCUGCGAUCCUUCAUUCAAAUUGUGUUUCAAAAUGAAACAGUGACCGCUCAAGGCCUUCCGCCACCGUCCGCUCAUCAGCUUCUCCAGCCGAUGGUCUCUCUUAUUCCAUUUCCGAGCGAAUUCCCUGCAGUUUUGACUGCCACUCACCAACUGAAACAGCUCUUGGACCAAGGAAAUGUGGAUUUCCCCGGUGUCGGCAAAACUAUUUCGAGUUUCACUAGUCCUUCGAGCAUUGCCCUUGUCAUUCCUUUUGUCAAAGCGCUGCUACUGAAGAGCACCACGGCAUUCCGGGCAGCUCUUUACCUUCUAGAUCCGAUUGCCGCCGCUUUAGGACCAACUGAAACUGCCAAAGAGUUCCUUAACAUUAUCCUGAAAAUCAUGGGACCAGAGCAACCUUCAGCUCCUUUAGUUCUCUUGUAUCACAAAAGGUUUUUGUUGAUGCUUCAGGUCAGAUUGGGUAUUCGCUGCUUUCUGCAAAACAUUUCCUUGCUUAUAGUUGAAGGUGUAGGAGGUUGUUAUAAUGCCGACUCGGUCACCAGCGUCCAGCAGCUUCUGGUUGCUCCUUCCACCUCGUCACUGUCGCCCAAUUUGGACCGGCUCAAGUUGGGAAAGGAGCAGGAGCAAGAAAGCGAAACAGAAAUUGAAUCCGGUGACGUUUUCACCUUUGAAGUGGGCGAAGAAGCGGCUUUGAUGGAGCAAUCCAGUGGAGAAGAAACUGGAGCAGUCUCUGGAACACCUUCACGCAACAGCGUUAAAUAUUCAUUGGCCACCGCCGCCUAUCCAGUUCGUGACAUCCACGAGCUCGACGGAUGCACUGUAUCGCAAGUGAGCGUUGACAGUUUGUUGUGGCAAGCUCACCGGCUGGGACCAGUUUUGACCGCCAGAUAUUUAACCCGGAAUCUUUUGCGAAUGUUGGCUUUAUGCUACGCCGAUGAAACUAGUCUAAAUUUAGCGGAUCCCAGUCAGGAAUCCAGCCCGUUUCAAAUCUCCGGAGCGCUACUUCAAGGCGACUUUAAUGCCAAUCGCAUUUUGGGAUGCCUGGCAUCCAUCGCCAAUCUUUACGGAGAGCAAUUUGUCAUGUUGCAGUACUUCCCUCACGCGGCUGAAGUAGUCAGUCGUUGCAUCAGUUCUGGGACCAUUUCCAUCAUGUUGGAAGGUGGACUCGUUGGUUCCUGUUCACUCAUUUUGGCCUGCAUUCCAUGUCUGCCGGACAGCAACUUUAUGCAGUGCCUUCGGGAAGUUCUUUUGCGUCAAUUGCUGGACCCUAUUGUCUCUGCGGUGACUUCAACUGAACAAACAUUUGCCAGGGGAGGCGCUGCCCGUUCCGCCCUGGCAAUCAAAUUACUCGAUUGUCUCUGCGCAUUAUCCAUCCGUUUGGGAACGGACGCAGCCGGUCAAUUCAUUUCUGACCCGGCGCUUAAGCUUCUUAAAAGCUUCGAUCGAGUCAGCAAAGUGGCCAGUCAUCCUUCCGUCAGCCGGGCGAAUUCGUUGAAAGGACGACCGGAUUACAUGUGCCACCAGAGGAGAUUGAGCAACACUUUAAGACAGGCGCAGGCAGCGGCUGAGAUUGAGGCCGCCAGUUCGUCACCUUCCAACAAUGUCACCCGUCCAGCAGCUAAUGAAGCUUUGUCGUUAACGGAAAUGGCUGCCACUUUUACCGAUCAUUUUGCCUUUCAAUUGCUUACGGCUUUGAAUCUCAUUCUGGGUGUUCGACAUGUACAGUCGUUGGUCGAACAAGGAGGGCAAGCUGCCCAGACUUGCGCCACUCAGUACGCUUCAACCAAAGAUGUCCUCGACGCCGAUCGGGAAUGUUACAGCAAAAGGAGAACUAGCGUUUUCUCGGGAUUGCGUGUAAACAGAAGCUUCUCCAGCGACGUCGAGGCAGCUGCCGGAAGCAGCUAUGGCAGCCGGAUCUCUGUCGUGGGAAACCGGAUACAGCUAUUCGCGGAAGAAGAAACUGUCCCGGAAACUCAGGCGGAUCACUGCGACUCUCGACCCACGUUGGAAGAGGCCCAAGAUUUGCUCUGCUAUAGAAAGACAGAUAGCGCCAGACAUUUACGGGGGAACUGGCUAGCCUAUUGGGAACACGAAGCCGGACGAGCCGAACGCGAUUCUCGAUUCAAUUUCAAGCAGAUUCGACUGCUGCAGUUAAAUGGCCACUCGGCCGGAAUCCGCAGUAUUCACGUCAUGGAUUCCGAAACGGGUUUGUUGACGGCCGGAAGAGACAAAACAGCACGAGUGUGGAGUCUAAACAGUCAGGGGGACGGAAACAACAGUGUGUCGGCCAGUUAUGUUUACCAACAACAUAGGAAACCUCUUUUGGGCGUGUCGUUUAUUGACACAGCCCGAUUGGCAGCCUCGUGUGACGGCGCUGUUCACUUGUGGGAUCCUUUUGUCGGCACUUCUGUCCGACAGCUGGACGCAUCUUCUAGUAGCAAGUUCCCGACAGUCACUGCCAUGAAAGCUUUGCCCGCCCAACCGAUUUUAGUAACGGCUACGGCAGAGGGAACGCUUAGAAUGCUGGACACUCGAACCCCUUUGACAUACCAACAUGAAUUGAGAAUUUCUCCAGUGGCAGCUGGGCUUGUUCGAUGCCUUGCCACUGGUUCUAACGGCUACUGGGUAGCUGCUGGUCAUUCGUCUGGGAUUUUGUCGCUUAUGGACACCCGCACUGGAAUGUUACUUUCUUCCUGGAAGGGUCACGAGGGCGAAGUGCUUCAGGUGAAUGGUUGGACCUCGUCACACGGUUCGCAACAUUUGAUAAGCAGCUCCCUCGAUCAAAGUGUCUCAGUUUGGUCGGCCGACGACGGCAAACUGAAAUUUAAUUUCCGCGGUGCGUCCGAGCCGGUUCAUUGUUUGUGCAUCACCGGUGGCGGUGAACUGGUGACGGGAACCACGGCCAACCGGAUUGGAGUGUACACGUCUUUGACCAAUAACGCCAACUUCUCCUCCACUAAACUGCGCUCUGAUACUUUCAAAGGAGUCUUAACGGCUAUGGCAGUCGUACCACUCAAUCGGAUGCUCCUCUUGGGAUCCGACACGGGUGUAGUCAACUUGCUCUGCUGAUUUAAUGCCUGAAAUUUAUGAUUGUUCAGUACUUAAUUGUGAUACUGAUGGAAACAAAGCUGCAUAUUUGACCCUAAUUGUAACUAUAUCCGUAACCGCCCUUUAUAAUAUGAUUCGCCUGGAAAAUAUAUUGACAUCAUAGACUG
Daphnia pulicaria is the source of this 5415-nucleotide messenger RNA. RefSeq names its product WD repeat-containing protein 81-like (gene Wdr81). Lineage: Eukaryota; Metazoa; Arthropoda; Branchiopoda; Diplostraca; Daphniidae. The coding region runs from base 263 to 5269 and encodes 1668 amino acids. The transcript is spliced from 18 exons. Gene Ontology annotation, biological process: aggrephagy. Gene Ontology annotation, cellular component: mitochondrion. The record is from RefSeq and is a predicted model, not a curated record. Gene Ontology annotation, molecular function: protein binding; phosphatidylinositol 3-kinase regulator activity.